Acaulospora colombiana is the source of this 1335-nucleotide messenger RNA. The record is from the annotation of a GenBank genome assembly. Lineage: Eukaryota; Fungi; Glomeromycota; Glomeromycetes; Diversisporales; Acaulosporaceae.
AUGAAGGAUAUCUUUCCUAAGGCAUAUCAUACAUUAGUACAUUCUCCGGUACCGUCUAUCUUUGACGCUUUACUCCAAUUUGAACAAGGUUGCAAGCAAGCUAUCAAAGAAUUCACAAUUACAAAAAAUAAUGAGAUGGGGAAUAUAAGUGAAAGGGAAGUCGAUGAAAAUAGUGACGAUGAUUACACAAAGUUAAUCGAAAGACAAGUUGAGGAGGUUGAGCUGAACCAGGCAACAUGGCAGAGUCAAUUAGAAGAGAUUCAGAGAAAACAAAAAUGCGAAUAUUGUAAUCUUGUUCUGAAACUCUAUGAAGCUCACCAGCGAUGGAUGGUAGAAUCUAGUGUGGAUCCUUCUGGAUUAUAUAAGUUGGAUGGAAAAGACAUUGUCUCGGAGGUUAUCGAUGAAAUGAAAAAGCAAGAAAAAGGACUUUCAAAAGAACUUCUACGACUUGGUCAAGAGAACGCUGCUCGAAGUCGUCCAGGGAGCAUAAGCUCGAUGGCAGAUAUUAUUCAUUCUCCAGUGAUGAUGUCACCCACUUCACCAAUGUUUGCCAAUCCCCUGGAAGAAAAGAAACCAACUUUUUUUGCGGAAAAUGACAUUGCAAAGAUAGAAGAAUUGGGUUUUAAUAGUGAACAGGCCAAGAUGGCUCUCGAAAUGACCAAUCGUAAUGUGGUACAAGCUAUAGACCUUCUUAUAGAAGGAGUGGAAAAGGUGGAUUCAAAAAUAGCCAGUGUACAGAAUAUGCAAGCACGCCGUCCAUCAAUACCAGUCGUGAUUCCUUCUCCACCUCCUAACCAUAAGCGCUCAAAAUCCCAUAGUAGACCGUUAGCGUUAGCAGUGCUUACAAAACAAGAAAAAAAAAAUGGAUGGUCACCAAUAACAUUCUUGCAGCAACAUAAACAAAAUAUGAUGACUUCGCAAAAUAAUUCAUCUAUGGAUGAUCCUCAACUUGUGGAAUCCUUUACUGUUUCACUAGGCAAUCAGGUCAAGUCCACACACAACCUGCGUUUGCUGGCAUCAGACAUGGAUGAUUUGCUGAGAUCUUCAAAUGAUCCCGCAAGAGAUAUGGCUUACAGGGCACAAACUGCAGCGAAUUUGUAUUCCCAAAAUUUAACAGCUAUUGUUUUAUUACUGACGCCUAGAGAUUGGCCCAAUUAUAAAUUGGGAAAAAGUGCAAAUAAAGCAUUUUUUGAGUGCUGCAAAGAAUCCACCGAAUUUCAUUUUGAUAGCGUGGAUUUGCAAUUUGAAGCUAUCGAAAGAGAUUAUUCGGUUAACGGCGAAGUGACUUCAGUGCAAGAAGGUAUUCGUAUAACCAUUGAUGAAGUUUUAAAUUAA